UCUGUCCAUCGCCACGCACGGACGUGGCUUAAUAAAGAUGAACAAUUAUUUAUUUUGUUUCGUUUUAAGUGCUGUGUUAGUAUGUGGGUGUGCUGGGCCUUUUAGAGCCUUAUUGUACUCCGAUUGGAUAACAUGUGACCAUGACAAAAACCUUGGCUUCGGAGUGAGCGAAACGCAAAUAUUCUUCUACGACUUCCAGAACAACUUUAAUCUGUCGUUCCCAAUCGACAGUGCUGUCGAGGGUCUUACGUCCAGCUACAACUUAGAUAUCUCUAGAAGACUGGUCUUUUUCGUACCAGGCUACAAGUCUCACAUCAGCAAGAAUACCGAAGACCUGGUUCGACAAGCCUUCAGUACGGUACCAAACAUAUACUUGAUCAUAGUAGACCAUUCCGCAUACACGUCAAGUAAGGGAGGGAAAAUCGCAAGCUAUGAACGCUCAGUCAGAUCCGCCUACUACAUUGGAACUGCCUUAGGAACGUUCCUCUCUGGUCUACGCGCCAAAGGGUUCCCUUCAGAUAAAAUUCACUGCAUAGGCCACAGUUUGGGUAGUCAAAUGCUUGGCUACACAGGGACAAAAUACACGGAAUUGACAAAAGAAAAAAUCUGGCGAGUGACUGGUUUAGAUCCAGCAGGCCCUUGCUUCUCAAACAGUUUCAUAGAAAACCAGAUCAGAUCUGGAGUCGGACAAUACGUAGAAGUGUAUCAUUGCAAUGCUGGAGACUUGGGUACUACUGCUGUACUGGCAGAUAUUGACUUCUUCUUUAAUAAGAAGGGACAUAAGCAGCCUUCUUGCCAUGAAGGUUUGAUACCAGCCAAAGGUGAGAGCGAUGCUGCGAAGUGCAGUCACAAAGCUUGCGUGAGGUACUACACAAUGUCCGUGCAUUUACAGAAUGGUUUUCUCGCUUGGGCUUGCGAUAAUUAUGACCAUUAUUCUGAAGGGAAAUGUGCAGCCAAUCAGGUGACGAUAGCAGGGUACAACAACCCUGGAAACGCUACGGGCGUGUUCUAUGUUUCAACAGAGAUGUAUGGGAUUGAAUGAUAGUGUAAGUGAUUUGAUGGACUUGGUUUAACGCGGAGUCACGUGAUUGUGUCUAAUCAUUUGUAUUAUGGUGCUAUUCACUGCUUUGUAUAGAACUAUGCUUAAUUGUUUUGGAGUGACGGCUCGACUAGAUGUUUCCUCCACUUUGUACAAUAUUGUCAAUUUAUUGUUGGCUACAAC
Messenger RNA from Spodoptera exigua (beet armyworm), 1222 nucleotides. The record is from the annotation of a GenBank genome assembly. NCBI's taxonomy places the organism in Eukaryota, Metazoa, Arthropoda, Insecta, Lepidoptera, Noctuidae.